UUGCCCCCUAACAAAAGUUUCUUUUUUGACUUCUGUUGAAUUGUUUUAUGUUUACCAGGAUGAAUUUCAUGCUGAUUAAAGUUCAUGAAUUCACGUUGGUAACUUUGCAGGAAAGUUUGUCAAUGCGUUCUGUGGCAACAAGCUGAGAAAUUGUUCUUGAAGUUGGCCUAUUGAGAAUCUCUGUGGCAUUUUUGGGACCACUGAAAUGAGAUUUUUUGAGUUAUAAUGGUGGAGUAGGUGCUCGAGUGUGAUACAUGUUGGAUAAUUACCGUACACUAUACCUUGGCAUUCAUGCAACUCUUAAUGGAUGAAAAUGAAUGGUUCUUCUUCUGGGUUUUCUUGGCAGAAGAUUUUCAGUUCUAGGAGCUUAAAUUUUUUUGGAGGCUUUGAUAGGUACUCACAAAGGCACCACAAAAUUCUAGCUUCAAAAACCAAAGAGACAGGGUUAUGUUGUGUUUGCUCAAGGUGACGAGCAGAAAAACCUUGGUGGUCUUUCUGGUGUAUGUGAGGAUAAAGUAGGGGCUAAACUUGACACCCUUUUGUUUGUGCUAUAGAAUGGGUGAUAUUAGCUUGAGGCUAUGGUUGGAUAAACCCGAACGAUCAGUGAAUGUCUCUGAAUGCUUGCACAUAUUUAGGGAAAUAGUAGAAAUUGUUCAUGUGGCUCAUUCUCAAGGAAUUGUUGUUCAUAAUGUGAGGCCCUCCUGCUUUGUCAUGUCAUCUUUCAACCAUGUCUCGUUUAUUGAGUCAGCAACUUGUUCCGAUUCUGGCUCAGAUACUUUAGAAGAAGCUGUUGAGAUCAAAACUCCAACACCUACUCCUAGCUAUGAUAUGCAUCAACAGAGAUGUUUAGGAAGUGAAGAUUUUGUGCCUGUCAAGACUUCAACAGCUUCUUUGACAGACUCUAGUUGCAUGUUGUCAAGUUUGGUGUUUGUGGCACCUGCAUCAUUAAUAGAUGAUACAGAAGAAAAUAAAAUGAAAAACAGAAGAAAGGAUGAGGAAGUUGCAGUAAAGAAGCAAUCAUUUUCAACAAAACAGGUACUGCAGAUGGAGGCGAGUUGGUAUACUAGUCCUGAAGAGUUUGCUGGUGCUUCACCUUCCUGUGCUUCAGACGUUUACCGGUUGGGAGUUCUUCUUUUUGAGCUAUUUUGUCCACUCAUCUCAAGAGAAGAAAAGAGCAGAACCAUGUCCGGCCUAAGACAUAGAGUUCUUCCUCCACAGUUACUUUUAAAAUGGCCUAAAGAAGCUUCAUUUUGCUUGUGGUUAUUACAUCCUGAGCCUAAUAGUCGUCCAACAAUAGGGCAGUUGUUGCAGAGUGAGUUUCUUAAUGAACCAAGAGAUGAUAUAGAAAACUGUGAGGCAGCGGUAGAAGUUAGAGAAAGGAUAGAUGAUCAGGAGUUGUUGCAAGAAUUCCUUUCAUUAAUUCAACAGAAAAAAGAGGAAGCUGCUGAGAAGUUACAGCAUACUAUCUCAUUUCUGUGUUCAGAUAUUGAAGAAGCGACUAAGCAGAAAACUCUAUUUAAUGAGAUAACUGGCACUGGACUAGAUGAUUGUACCACAUCAACUUUCCCGUCCAUUACAGUUGUCGAUAAUGAGGAAUCUGCUUGUCUAGGGACCAGAAAACGGGUCAGAACUAUUCCGUGUGUUGAUGACACUGAAGGGAUUGAUAAUAACAUGAGUGAUGAUCAGAAAAAUGACAGGAGUAUUCUUUCAAAAACUCCACGGUUUUUGAAUAAUUUACAGAAACUAGAGUCAGCAUACUUUUUGACACGAUGCAAAUCAGCCUAUUCCUCAGGGAAACUUGCGGUUCAACAUUCACCUAUUGGUACUGAUGAAAGGAGUUGUGUCAAUAAAGUAGCAUUAAAAGAGAAGUUCAGGGAGGGAAAAAGUCCUUGGACAAAUCCUUUCCUUGAGGGUUUGAGCAAGUACCUAUCUUUCAGUAAGUUAAAGGUUAAGGCUGACCUGAAACAAGGGGAUCUUUUGCAGUCUUCCAACCUGGUAUGCUCACUCAGUUUUGAUCGCGAUGCAGAAUAUUUUGCUACUGCAGGAGUAAACAAGAAGAUUAAAGUUUUUGAAUGUAACACUACCAUAAAUGAGGAUCGUGAUAUCCACUAUCCAGUAGUUGAGAUGGUUAGCCGGUCAACAUUGAGUAGUACAUGUUGGAAUACUUACAUCAAAAGUCAAAUUGCUUCAAGUAACUUUGAAGGUGUUGUACAGUUAUGGGAUGUGACAAGAAGUCACGUGCAGUCUGAAAUGAGGGAGCAUGAGCAAAGGGUAUGGUCUAUUGAUUUCUCAUCAGCGGAUCCGACGUUGUUAGCAAGUGGGAGUGAUGACGGUUCUGUCAAGCUAUGGAAUAUCAAUCAGGGAAUUAGUGUUGGUACCAUCAAAACAAAGGCAAAUGUGUGUUGUGUUCAGUUUCCCCUUGAAUUUGCUCAUUCCCUUGCAUUUGGUUCGGCAGAUCAUCGGAUAUAUUACUAUGAUCUUCGCAACCUGAAAGUGCCUCUUUGUACAUUGGUUGGACACGAUAAGACAGUGAGCUACAUCAAGUUUGUAGACACCAUGAGCCUAGUCUCUGCAUCCACAGAUAACACUUUGAAGCUUUGGGAUUUGUCCUUGUGUGCUUCUCGAGUUAUAGACUCACCAAUUCAAUCAUUCACUGGUCAUAUGAAUGUUAAGAAUUUCGUGGGGUUGUCUGUAUCUGAUGGUUACAUUGCUACUGGUUCAGAGACAAACGAGGUGUUCAUAUACCACAAGGCUUUUCCCAUGCCAGCAUUAUCUUUCAAAUUUUACAGUAGUGACCCUCUUUUUGGGAAUGAAGAGGAUGAUUCUACACAGUUCAUCACUUCUGUUUGUUGGCGCGGUCAGUCCUCCACCUUACUUGCUGCAAAUUCCACAGGAAAUGUCAAAAUUCUGGAGAUGACUUGAGUUGGCCUUUAGUUGGGAAUAAAGAUACAAUUCUUUGGUACACAAGGUUAAAGAAUCAUGUUAAUGGUUAGCUUUUUGUUUCCAAAAAAAGCUAUGGAGAAGUGUAUACAAAUUCCAUGAUUACUACUUGUGACAAAAUUUUACAUUAGAUCACAGAAGAAGCAGUGAGAGAAAAAAGUGAGAUUGAUCUCUUCAAGAAUGUUUUAUAGAUAAAAUUCUAUAUUAGAAGAAAAGGAAAGUGAAAAUAAAUAUUAGAUUGUCUUAUAAAAUAGUGGGACAGAGGAAGAGAGCGGGGCAGAGAAAAGACAGAGAAAGUGCAUAGUUUUGUCUUUGAAUAUUUUGUAUUUAGGGAAAAAAUUAAGUUGUUCCGGGCUUUCCCAUAGUAACAAGAAAAUAAGAUUUUGUUCUUUCCUUUCUUA
Glycine soja is the source of this 3341-nucleotide messenger RNA. RefSeq names its product protein SPA1-RELATED 3-like. Lineage: Eukaryota; Viridiplantae; Streptophyta; Magnoliopsida; Fabales; Fabaceae. The record is from RefSeq and is a predicted model, not a curated record. The coding region runs from base 556 to 2922 and encodes 788 amino acids. The transcript has 7 exons. Gene Ontology annotation, biological process: protein phosphorylation; photomorphogenesis. Gene Ontology annotation, molecular function: protein binding; protein kinase activity; ATP binding.